UGAAGCAGUCAUCUGUCUUGUAGGUUGUUCUGUGCCCUCCGGGGCCGCUCCAGCCCUGACUGUCCCCGUCUCCUGCAGGCCUGAGCUACCCUGUGUUCAAAGGCAUUAUGAAGAAGGGCUACAAGGUGCCGACGCCCAUCCAGAGGAAGACCAUCCCAGUGAUCCUGGACGGCAAGGACGUGGUGGCCAUGGCCCGGACCGGCAGCGGCAAGACGGCCUGCUUCCUGCUCCCCAUGUUCGAGCGGCUCAAGGCCCGCAGCGCCCAGACCGGGGCCCGCGCCCUCAUCCUCUCGCCCACUCGGGAGCUGGCCCUGCAGACCAUGAAGUUCACUAAGGAGCUGGGCAAGUUCACCGGCCUCAAGACUGCCCUGAUUCUGGGUGGGGACAAAAUGGAAGACCAGUUCGCAGCUCUGCAUGAAAAUCCUGACAUAAUCAUCGCCACCCCCGGGCGGUUGGUGCAUGUGGCUGUGGAGAUGAGCCUGAAGCUGCAGAGCGUGGAGUACGUGGUUUUCGAUGAAGCCGACAGGCUCUUUGAAAUGGGGUUUGCGGAGCAGCUGCAGGAGAUCAUCGGCCGCCUCCCUGGGGGGCACCAGACGGUGCUGUUCUCUGCCACGCUGCCUAAGCUGCUGGUGGAGUUUGCCCGGGCAGGCCUCACGGAGCCCGUGCUCAUCCGGCUGGACGUGGACGCCAAGCUGAACGAGCAGCUCAAGACCUCCUUCCUCCUGGUGCGUGAGGACAGCAAGGCCGCAGUGCUGCUGCACCUGCUGCGCAACGUCGUUCGGCCCCAGGACCAGACGGUAGUGUUUGUGGCCACCAAGCACCACGCCGAGUACCUCGCGGAGCUACUGACGGCCCAGCGGGUCAGCUGCGCCCACAUCUACAGCGCCCUGGACCAGACGGCCCGCAAGAUCAACCUGGCCAGGUUCACACAUGGCAAGUGCUCUGCCCUCAUCGUGACCGACCUGGCUGCCCGGGGCCUGGACAUCCCGCUGCUGGACAACGUCAUCAACUACAGCUUCCCCGCCAAGGGCAAGCUCUUCCUGCACCGCGUGGGCCGUGUGGCCCGCGCUGGCCGAAGUGGCACAGCCUACUCCCUGGUGGCCCCAGACGAGGUUCCCUACCUGCUGGACCUGCACCUGUUCCUGGGCCGCUCCCUGGCCCUGGCGCCACCCCACCAGGAGCCUUCAGGUGCUGCGGGCACCGAUGGCAUGCUGGGCAGGGUGCCGCAGAGUGUGGUAGACGACGAGGACUGCGGCCUGAGGAGCACCCUGGAGGCGUCCCUGGAGCUGCGGAGCCUGGGCCGUGUGGCAGACAACGCCCAGCAGCAGUACGUGCGCUCGCGUCCAGCACCAUCGCCCGAGUCCAUCAAGAGGGCCAAGGAGCUGGAUGUGGCGGGGCUGGGCCUGCACCCCCUCUUCAGCACGCGCUUCGAGGAGGGGGAGCUGCAGCGGCUGAGGCUGGUGGACGGCAUCAGGAGCUACCGCGCACGCUCAACCAUCUUUGAGAUCAAUGCCUCCAGCCGGGACCUGAGUAGCCAGGUGAUGCGUGCCAAGCGGCAAAAGGACCGCAAAGCCAUAGCCAGCUUCCAGCAGGGACGAAAGGAGCGACAGGAGCGUCAGAAAGGUCUGGCUGGCCCCUCCCAGCGAUGCCCUGCACCUCAGGAGCAGCCCGAGAAGGAAGAGGAGGCAGAGAAGGAAGAGGAGGUCGAGGGAGAGGAUGUAGAGCAUGUCUUCACAGAGGUCGUGGGCCAGAAGCGGCAGAGGCCAGCACCUCACGGAGGAGCCAAGAGACGGAGGGCGGAGGCCCAGCAGCGGGACCAGGAGUUCUACGUCCCCUACCGGCCCAAGGACUUCGACAGCGAGCGGGGGCUGAGUGUCGGUGGGAUUGGGGGAGCCUUCGAGCAGCAGGUGGCUGGUGCCGUUCUGGACCUGAUGGGGGACGAAGCGCAGAACCUGACCAGAGGCCAGCAGCAGCUCAAGUGGGACCGGAAGAAGAAGCGGUUUGUGGGACAGUCAGGACAGGAGGACAAAAAGAAGAUCAAGACCGAGAGCGGCCGCUACAUCAGCAGCUCCUACAAGCGGGACCUCUACCAGAAGUGGAAACAGAAACAGAAAAUUGAUGAUCGUGACUCAGAGGAAGAAGGGACAUUUGAUGGGCGAGGUCCAGCCCGAAGAGGUGGGAAGCGAGGGCGUGGCCAAGGUGCAUCCCAGCCCCGCACCCCAGGUGCCCCCACAGGCCACGUGCGCUCCGAGCUCAAGACCAAGCAGCAGAUCCUGAAGCAGAGACGCCGGGCCCAGAAGAUGCGCUUCUUGCAGCGCGGGGGCCUCAAGCAGCUCUCCGUUCGCAACCGCCGCCGGGUCCGGGAGCUACAGCAGGGCGCCUUUGGCCGGGGUGCCCCCUCCAGGAAGGGCAAGAUGAGGAAGAGGAUGUAAGGACCAGGACUCAGCCCGAAGCCUGGCCCCAGUGUGGACACGAGCAGUCAUUUCCCACGAGCUACUGGGGGGCUGCCUGCAGGAGCUUGUGCCCUGUGGGAAGGAAGUGCCUCCGGCCACAGGAGCAGCCCCUGCCUCUACCAAGGGACACUGGAGUUAGGCCUUGGAGCCUGUGUAGGAGUUCGCCAGCAAAGCCAGACAGGCAGGACCCAAGGUGGCAACUGAGUCACUGCUGCUGCUGCUGUGAGUUCUGGGUUCAGAGGUCAUGGUCACAUGGUCCCAGCCCGGAGUGCCUCAGGCUCAGUGAUGGUUUUCAACAUGAUAAACCUUUAUUGAGUACCUCU
Molecule: messenger RNA, 2776 nt
Organism: Ictidomys tridecemlineatus (thirteen-lined ground squirrel)
Lineage: Eukaryota; Metazoa; Chordata; Mammalia; Rodentia; Sciuridae
Source: RefSeq, a predicted model, not a curated record